AUGGGCAGCUUUAAAGUGGAGUCUGAGAAGAAAGCUGCGGGUUUAUUGGAGCUGGGUACGGUCCUCCGAGCGGGGAGCGCCCCCGCGGUGACCCGUGACCUCCGAGUGCUGCGCAACCUGAGGGCCCUGGAGGAAAGCAACCCGGUCUCCCCCUCCAUCUUCAGCAGAGUGCAGACAGACAUCCUGCCGUACAUGAGGAAACUACUCACAGUGUGGAUGUUUGAGGUGUGCGAGGAGCAGCUAUGUGAGGAGGAGGUGUUUCCCCAGGCGGUGCAUUACCUGGAUUGUUACCUGAGCCGCUUCCCCAUUGAGAAGAUGCACCUGCAGCUGUUAGGUGCAGUUUGCAUGUUCCUGGCCUCCAAAAUGAGAGAGACCGUCCCCAUGACUGCCAGCAAGCUGUCUGUCUACACAGACAACUCUGUGUCAGUCUCAGACAUCCUGCAGUGGGAGGUGGCAGUGGUGUCCAGGUUAGAUUGGUGUCUGGCCUCCGUUGUACCCUCUGACUUCCUGGAGCCAAUUCUUCAUGCUCUCCCUUUCGUUCGGGCCCCCCACCUUCAGAACAUCCGCCGGCAUGUCAACUCCUACGUGGCUCUGGCAGCCACGGACUGCAGGUUUUUAGGCUUCCUGCCGUCUACCCUUACAUGUGCCUGUGUGAGCGCUGCCAUGCAAAGACUGAAGAUGAUGGACAGCGACGUCUCUCCAGAGUCAUUCAUGGAAGCUUUAUCCAACCGUCUGGCUGCUGAUCUGAGCUCCAUCCUGUGCUGCUAUCAGCUGCUGGGAAGUGUCUUGGAGCUCAACCUGCCCUCGUCUCCAGGACGGCGUUGGCAGGUCAGUUCAGGGAUCAGCUACACCCCCACAGACGUCCAGGAUGUCGUACUGACACCGCUUACAGGAAGUCCAGCUGAAACACUCCUCCGUGCUGCGAAAUAA
Molecule: messenger RNA, 930 nt
Organism: Nematolebias whitei (Rio pearlfish)
Lineage: Eukaryota; Metazoa; Chordata; Actinopteri; Cyprinodontiformes; Rivulidae
Gene: ccnd3
Product: cyclin D3
Biological process (GO): positive regulation of G1/S transition of mitotic cell cycle; mitotic cell cycle phase transition; regulation of cyclin-dependent protein serine/threonine kinase activity
Cellular component (GO): nucleus; cyclin-dependent protein kinase holoenzyme complex; cytoplasm
Molecular function (GO): cyclin-dependent protein serine/threonine kinase regulator activity
Source: RefSeq, a predicted model, not a curated record